AUGGGCCCCCUCCUCCCCCACGACGUGCUCCUGAUCAUAGCCUCUUACUGCUCCAGGAAAGACAUCAUGUCCUUCAUGCCUGUGUCUCGCGACUUUCAUCACGACUGCGCCAAGUAUGUUCUCGGCCCCGGAGUGUCCCUUCGUCGCGACUCCGACACCACCUCGUUCAUCCGCUUCAUGCGCCCACAUCAGAAGAGACGUUGGCGGUACCUCAGGACUCUUACCAUGGCGUCGUCUGGAGACAUAAGCCCCGAUGUUUCAGAUGAAUUGGCCUCUGCUCUUUCCCGUGCGUCCAACCUUGUGAAUAUCACAUUCGAGGAUGCGGAACGGACACUCAGCGCCCACCCCAAUCUAUCCCCCGCUUUCGCCGCCGUUCGGUCUGUGAAGCACGUAGAAGUCAGAAACGGACGGCAACACGCCUGUCGAAUGCUUGAGGCUAUGCGUUGGUCUCUGGAGACAAUUUCCCUGGACAACGUAGACGUGUUCCUUGAUGCAAACCGCGUCUGGAACGAUCCAAACCAAAACACUCGCAUGCAUCCUGCGAUGCUCCUGAAGAACGCACGGGAGACUCUUCAAGAGCUGGAUCUACGAUACUGGACUGCAGCGAUCGGUCUCCUCCCUGAAUACCCCGUCUACCCCAGUCUGCACACCCUCUCCCUAGAGGGUUCGUGGUUUGUCCAGACUGCUCAAUGGGUCAUCACGUAUCCUCACCUGCGACGCUUGAAGCUUGAAUUCGAGGAUGGCAGGAUGAUGGGCUACCUACCUCACCAAGCGGAUGUAUACGCAGAUCAACGGCGCCUCAACCGGACAGACCACCUCACAAAAGGCACAUGGCCGGAGCUCGAGAUAUUCAUCGGCGACCCCUUGGACCUCUACCUCUCCGGAAUCCCCUGUCGGAUACGGAAACUGCUCAUCCGUGUCAUACACUCUCACAACCUGCAAUUUCUUCCCACCGCAUUGGACGAUUCCCAUCCCGAGUAUCUAUCGCUAUGCAUCAAUACUUCCGUGCUCCUGCUAGGCGUCCAAGGGUUUGCGCCCCGUCUCGCAGACACCAACCUCUCCGACCUGCGUAUCCUCCAUAUCGAUAUCCUCCUGGAGCAGAGCAAAGGCGUGGACUUGGAAGCGUUCAUAAGCUCGCUGCAGACACCACUGGCAAAGUGUUCAGCCCUCCGGACCUUGAAUAUCUCUUUCACGCCCGGCUCUGGGAAAUGGGACGCAGAUCUUCCUGCAAACGACUCCGAAGAAAUACGCAACGGAAGGGCCAGGCUUCCGAGCUUUAGUCCCCGCCAUUCGCCGUAUAUCCCGGGUGGGUUGGAAGUCUAUAACACAGAGGUGGAUAUGAAGAAGCACGCUCAGAGUUUGCUCGAAGCCACCUGCCCUCUGAAAACGGUGAACAUCGCUGUCUGGAGGCAGAGCCUACAGGGCACCGCCCUCAGGAUCAAAGCUGAGAAGGUUGAAGGUGGCGGGUACACGAUCGAGCUGUAG
Messenger RNA from Epithele typhae, 1485 nucleotides. RefSeq lists its product as uncharacterized. NCBI's taxonomy places the organism in Eukaryota, Fungi, Basidiomycota, Agaricomycetes, Polyporales, Epitheliaceae. The record is from RefSeq and is a predicted model, not a curated record. The coding region runs from base 1 to 1485 and encodes 494 amino acids. The transcript is spliced from 2 exons. Gene Ontology annotation, molecular function: protein binding.